UGCGGCAGGGUCGUAAGGGUCCCGCGCAGGCGCGCUGGGCGUGCUGGUGGAGGAGGCCGUGGGGGCCGGUGGAGGCCAUGGCGCUGUACGGGGCGGCGGCGGCCGUGCUGGCCGGGAUGGAGGCCCGACAGGCUUCCCUCAAGAGCCUCGUCUACGGCAGCCGCUUCCAGAACGUGAAGCAGCUGUACGCGCUGGUGUGCGAGACACAGCGGUACUCGGCGGUGCUGGACUCCAUCAUCGACAGCGCGGGGCUCCUCAAGGCUGAGAAGAAACUGCGUCCCCACCUUGCCAAGGUGCUGGUGUACGACCUACUGCUGGGCCGGGGGCUGCGGGGCGGAGGCCGCUGGAAGCCAGUGCUGGCUCGGCACCGGGCACGGCUGCAGGCGGAGCUGGCCCGCCUCAAGGUGCGCCGCCGAGUCAGCCGCAACGAGGACCUUCUGGAGCCCGCGAGCGGAGCCCGCCCCGCAUCCAAGGUGCCGCGCUACGUGCGGGUGAACACGCUCAAGACCUGUCCGGGGGACGCCGUCGACUACUUCAAGCGCCAGGGCUUCUCCUACCAAGGUCGGGCUUCCAGUCCGGAGGAGCUGCAGGCGCUGGAGGGCAAGCGUUUCUUCCUGGACCCGCUGCUGCCCGAGCUGCUGGUGUUCCCCGCCGGCACGGAUCUGCACGAGAACCCGUUCUACCGGGCCGGGCACCUCAUCCUGCAAGACAAGGCCAGCUGCCUCCCGGCCAUGCUGCUCGCCCCGCCCCCCGGCUCCCACGUCAUCGACGCCUGUGCCGCGCCGGGCAACAAGACCAGCCACUUGGCCGCCCUCCUGAAGAACCAGGGCAAGAUCUUCGCCUUCGACCUGGACGCGGGGCGCCUGGCGUCCAUGGCCACGCUGCUGACCCGGGCUGGCGUGUCGUGCUGCGAGCUGGCCAACGAGGACUUCCUGUCGGUGCCGCCCACGGAUCCCCGCUACGGCCGCGUCCAGUACAUCCUGCUGGAUCCCUCCUGCAGCGGCUCCGGUAUGGUGUCGAGGCGGCUGGAGGAGCCAGAGGCUGAUGGUCCCAGCCCAGAGCGCCUCCGGGCCCUUGCCGCCUUCCAGCUCAAAGCCCUGCGCCAUGCACUGAGCUUUCCCGCUCUCCAACGGCUUGUCUACUCCACCUGCUCUGUGUGCCAGGAGGAGAACGAGGACGUGGUGUGGGCCGCCCUGCAGCAGAGCGCCGGGACCUUCCGGUUGGCCGAGGCGCUGCCGGCGUGGCCUCACCGCGGCCUGGACACAUUCCCUGAUGCCGCCCGCUGCAUCCGGGCGUCCCCGGAGCUCACGCUAACGGGAGGCUUCUUCGUGGCCGUGCUGGAGCGGUGUGAGGGGAGAAGCUCCAGCCCAGCUCCGAAAGACCAGGCUGAGGGCCCUCCAGCCAACCCUCAGGGCACGAGGAAGAGGAAGAAGAGGAAGAAGCAGCAGCGGGAAGGUGGGGGCAGUGAGUAGCGGUGCGAGCUGGUCACGGCUCUGAGCUGUGACCGACAUCCAUGCGCUGGACUGGCCUGAGCGGCAGCUAGGAGAGGGAGGGAGCCCGCCCACCUCUCCCCCUACCUCGCCGUUACUUUCUCCUGCCUAGCGGCAGGAGGGCGCUGGGAGGCGAAAAGAAAGACAAGAACAAGAGCUGGGUGAUCACAGUUUGGUUUUUAUUUUUAAAUCAAGGACAGGAGAAGCAAAGCGGGAAAGAAUUGCACAGUCACACUAAGAUUUCCCACCAGGCAUCCAGGAAUGAUCCAAGUGUCGGGGAGCUGAAACCCAGCCCCCGGCCUCCCCGCCCCCACCUCCCGAACCACCGCCCGGCCUAGGAGGGGCAGAGACUAGCCGGCCCCGGCCCCCCCGCCUCCAAAACAAAAUCCCCGAGGGGGCUGGGCUGGCAGCAGCAGCAGCAUAAGAGAUGCACACUCACACCCACCCAUCCACCCACCCCUAAAUACCCACACACCCUGGGCCGUGACCCCCAGUGUCAA
This is a messenger RNA of Ornithorhynchus anatinus (platypus), 1990 nucleotides long. RefSeq names its product NOP2/Sun RNA methyltransferase 5 (gene NSUN5). Bases 78 to 1472 code for a protein of 464 amino acids. The transcript has 10 exons. Gene Ontology annotation, molecular function: methyltransferase activity. NCBI's taxonomy places the organism in Eukaryota, Metazoa, Chordata, Mammalia, Monotremata, Ornithorhynchidae. The record is from RefSeq and is a predicted model, not a curated record. Gene Ontology annotation, cellular component: nucleolus. Gene Ontology annotation, biological process: rRNA base methylation.